Acanthosepion pharaonis is the source of this 726-nucleotide messenger RNA. Lineage: Eukaryota; Metazoa; Mollusca; Cephalopoda; Sepiida; Sepiidae. The record is from the annotation of a GenBank genome assembly.
AUGAUUUUUUUUCUUGAUAGCUCCUUUCAUCUAUAUUCAUAUUUUCAUUGCCUUUUACGACAUUUUCUUUUUGCCCUAUCUAUUUCGUUCUGUAUUUUUAAUACAAUUAGAUUUGCCGCUUUUCUUUUUUCCCGCCUUUACUCUUUUUAUACAUUUUCUUCUUUCCCGCCUUUACGAUUUUUACACAUUUUCUUUGUCCCGCCUUUAUUUUUUUACACAUUUUCUUCUUUCCCGCUUAUAUUCUUUUUAUGGAUUUUCUUUUUCCCGCCUUUAUCCAUUUUAGUAAUUUUUUCCCGCCUUUAUUCUUUUUACACAUUUUCUUUUUUUCCCGCCUUGAUUCUUUUUCCCGCCUUUACUCAUUUUACAUAUUUUCUGUUUCCCGCCUUUGCUCGUUUUACACAUUUCCUUUUUCCCGCCUUUAUUCUUUUUACAUAUUUUCUUUUCCCGCCCUUACGCUUUUUACACAUUUUCUUUUUUCUCGCCUUUACAUUUUUACACAUUUCCGUUUUCCCGCUUUAUUCAUUUUACACAUUUUCUUUUUUCCGCUUUUACACUUUCUUUGUUACUCAUUUUCUUUUUUUACCGCUUUUACAUUUUAUACAUUUACUUUUUUCCCGCCUUUACUCUUUUAACCUUGCUUUCCUCUUUCCCGUCCUUAAUAUUUUUAUACUUCUUCUUCUUCUUCUUCUUCUUCUUCUUCUUCUUCUUCUUCUUCUUCACUUUUGA